This is a messenger RNA of Vombatus ursinus (common wombat), 2398 nucleotides long. Its product is annotated as alcohol dehydrogenase class 4 mu/sigma chain-like. Gene Ontology annotation, cellular component: cytosol. Gene Ontology annotation, molecular function: all-trans-retinol dehydrogenase (NAD+) activity; zinc ion binding. NCBI's taxonomy places the organism in Eukaryota, Metazoa, Chordata, Mammalia, Diprotodontia, Vombatidae. Bases 116 to 1240 code for a protein of 374 amino acids. Gene Ontology annotation, biological process: retinol metabolic process; retinoic acid metabolic process. The record is from RefSeq and is a predicted model, not a curated record. The transcript has 9 exons.
GCUUUGAAAUAGAACUAUUUAUUAGAAAACUUAGAAUAAUUUGCAAAACAGCCAGUCCAAACUUUGGUGAGAGGACACCAAAGCCUUUGAACAUCAGAACCAAGAGAAAGGCAAGAUGAGCACCGCAGGAAAAGUGAUUAAGUGCAAAGCUGCUGUGUUGUGGGGCCUGAAUCAACCCCAUUCCAUUGAGGAAAUAGAAGUAGCCCCACCAAAAGCCUAUGAAGUUCGAAUUAAGAUGUUGGCUACAGGCAUAUGUCACACAGAUUAUGAUGGAACCACAGGAACCAUGCCUGCUAGGUUUCCAGAAGUUGGAGGACAUGAGGGAUGUGGAGUUGUAGAAAGUAUUGGAGAAGGAGUAACUAGCAUGAAACCAGGAGACAAGGUCAUCCUGCUUCCUGUCCCACAGUGUGGAAUUUGCUCUUCCUGCAUGCACCCGACUUCCAAUUUCUGUGAGAGGAUUGAUAUUACAGGUAGGGGAGUACUGCGUGAAGGCACUAGCAGAUUUACCUGCAAAGGGAAAACCGUCUACAACUUCAUGAAUUCUAGUACCUUCAGUGAGUACACAGUGGUGGAUGAAGUUGCAGCUGUGAAAAUUGAUGCUGCCGCUCCAGCUGAGAAGGUGUGUGUGAUUGGCUGUGGAUUCUCUACUGGAUAUGGGGCUGCAAUCAACACUGGAAAGGUCCACCCUGGAUCCACUUGCGUUGUGUUUGGGCUGGGAGGAGUUGGCCUUUCUGUUGUGAUAGGCUGUAAAGCAGCCGGUGCUUCCCGGAUCAUUGGAAUUGACAUCAACCCACGCAAAUUUGAGAGGGCCAAGGCUGCAGGGGCCACUGAGUGCAUCAACCCUAAGGACUACACAAAGCCCAUCAGCGAGGUGCUGAAGAAAAUGACUAACAAUUCUGUGGACUACACCUUUGAGGUCACUGGAAACCUUGAUACCAUGAUGGAUGCCCUGGCUUCUUGCCAUAUGAAUUAUGGGACCAGCAUAAUAGUUGGCGAUCCUCCAGCAGCUGCAACGAUCACCUUUGAUCCCAUGCUGGUGUUCACUGGACGCACCUGGAAAGGAUGUAUUCUUGGUGGUUGGAAAACCAGAGAUGACCUCCCAAAACUAGUGUCUGACUUCAUGGCAAAGAAAUUUGACUUGGACCACAUAAUAACCCAUGUUUUACCUUUUGAUAAAAUCAAAGAUGGAUUCAAUCUGCUCCACAAAGGAGAAAGCGUUCGAACAGUCCUGACUUUUUGAACUAGGAAGUGAUAGGAAGUACCUGUGGAUCCAUCAAUAGUCUCAUUCUCUGGUAUUUCAUUUUCAUAUAAUAACCAUAGGGCAUAUAUGGAUCUUUCAUGUGGGUAAAACAUGAGACAGAAAUUAAACAUGUUAGAAAAAAUAAACACAACUUCUUAAAUUAGGGAUUAACAUGAUCGCUAACAUAAUUUAAUUUACCUGGGAGAGUAGUAAGGUACUACUGGUAAUCUUAAGAUUUUUGGUGUUUCAUCUAAAGAAAGUGAUUUAUAUUGGACUAGAAAUCAUCAGAUAAAGGUGUAAGCUCUUCUUACUUUUUACUAAAGUGGAUAUUUUAAGGGAAAUGAUAAUAUCCAUGCAUUAAAUUAAUGAGUGUAAAGGACAGCUCCUUAUAGGAUUCUAAUUAUCUAUUUCAAAUGAGGUAGGCAAGACAGAUGGGAUUAUGUUAUUGUAAUACCCUAAACCAGAUAUUAUCUGUUUUAAGUAUUGACAAGGAAGGUCUUAUAAAGACUUUUCAAAUUAUAUUUCAAAAUAUACAUACAUAUACGUACAAAUGUUUUAUAUAUAUUUACAUAUCUAUGACUAUAUACAUUAUAUAUACACUCGACAAAAAGCCUGCAUCUGUCAUCUUCCUUGUCUUAUCCCCUUAUAUUUCAAAGAAUAUGAAUACUUUGUAGUAUCUCUUUCAAAAAAUCAAUUGAAUUCAUAAAGUAAAAUAGUACAUUUGUCAUAUGAUACAGUUUACUUGCUUCAAUUAAGAAACAUGAAUGUAUAUUUUAAAGAAAGUAUAUCAUUCAUUUACAUACAACAAGUAUUUAUCUAGUAUAUUUUGUGCACCAUGCCCUAUAUUAUACACUGGGGUUACAAAGCAAAAAACAAGAAUGAUAAUUCCUGCCUUCAAGGAGCUGACAGUAUUUUCAUACAUUUCAUAUAUUUUUAUAAUUCAUUUCAAGAAGCAUUGUCAAAUAAUUUGAUGUAAAUUUUAAAAUAAGUGUGGAAUAAGAGAAGAGAGAUUAUACAAAGACUGAGUACCAAAGUUUAGAAAAAAUGUGCAUUUUUCCUAUUUUGAAUUGAGUGAUAAAAAUAUAUUCUGAAUCCCUUUAUGAGAAUUUCCAAAUGAACAUGCAAUUCAGUUUUAAUAAAGCCAAUUCUGUAUUGAUA